UAUACAGCUCCCUGUAGCUCCAGACUUUGCUUGUUACGACCGAUUGCACGACUUAAGCCAAAAUGUCCGAUUCCACCGUUGCCCGUCCUCCUCCCAGCGCCAUUUCCAGGCCGCUCAGCGAGUCUCUUCUUAAUGAGAAGUGGGACCGCUGCCUCUCCAAUCUCCUCGUCAAGUCAUCCCUCGGUCUCGGUUUUGGUGUCGUCUUCUCUGUCCUCUUGUUCAAGCGAAGAGCAUGGCCCGCAUUUGUCGGCGUUGGCUUCGGUGCUGGCCGUGCCUACGAGGAGUGUAACUUCAGCCUGAAGCAGGCUGCAAGGGACUUGAAGAAGCAGACCGCGUAAGGGAACUGCGGAGUGGGCGUCGACUAAGAGACGAGUCGUUUAUUUGUACCAAGAACAAGCACGCCAGAACAUGGCGGCGUGUUAAAAAAGGGCACGGAGAGCUUUGCCGUGGGCUCCAGGGAGAACCAAUGCCAAACUAGGACGUUUUUUUCCAGAUUCAAUAGAGGUAUCAUGUACAACAAUCUGCCAUUCCUAAUUUUUACCACCAGUCUUUAUCCC
Fusarium graminearum PH-1 is the source of this 557-nucleotide messenger RNA. RefSeq lists its product as uncharacterized. Gene Ontology annotation, cellular component: mitochondrial inner membrane; MICOS complex; mitochondrion. The transcript has 3 exons. The record is from RefSeq and is a predicted model, not a curated record. NCBI's taxonomy places the organism in Eukaryota, Fungi, Ascomycota, Sordariomycetes, Hypocreales, Nectriaceae. Bases 63 to 338 code for a protein of 91 amino acids.